Carya illinoinensis is the source of this 714-nucleotide messenger RNA. RefSeq lists its product as uncharacterized. The transcript has a single exon. Lineage: Eukaryota; Viridiplantae; Streptophyta; Magnoliopsida; Fagales; Juglandaceae. The coding region runs from base 1 to 714 and encodes 237 amino acids. The record is from RefSeq and is a predicted model, not a curated record.
AUGGGAGACUUUAAUGAAAUUACCUCUCAUGGUGAAAAGUGGGGUGGCCUUCCCAGAUCCUUUAGACAGAUGGAAGAAUUCAGACAGUCCCUAGCAGUUUGUAAUCUUGGUGACAUUAGUUAUGUGGGCUCUCAUUAUACUUGGUGCAACAACCGUGAGGGAACAGGUUUUACUAAGGAGAGAUUGGACAGAGGACUAGUAAAUUGUGCAUGGCAUGAUGACUUUGACUCAAACUUAGUCACCAUCUUACCCACCUUAUGUUCUGAUCACAACCCUCUCUAUAUCUCAAGCAAGGCUACAGAUCCUACCCCUCGCACCCAUAGGAAAAUAUUCAGGUAUGAGGCCUCUUGGGCUAAGCAAGAAGAGUGUGUGGCAGUAAUAAAAAGAGCCUGGCUGGGAUCCCUCCAAACAGGAUCAAGGGUAGAUGUCACUAGAAGGAGCCUUGAGAGAUGCAGAUUUCCGUUAAGAGAGUGGAAUAACAUCAACAGGAAAGCUCACCAGCAGGAACUGACCCACAAGAAGGAACUUUUGAGAACACUGCAAGAUUCCAAUAUUGGUUUGGAUAAUGAUCUAAUCAAAUCCUUACAAAAGGAGUUGAAUUCCUCACUAGAGCAGAAUGACCUGAAAUGGAGGCAAAGAGCCAAACAAAGGUGGCUCCAAGAUGGUGACAGGAACACCAAAUACUUCCACAAGUGUGCCUCGGCUAGAAAAUAG